AUGCCGAUGAGUGCCAUUCGAACGAAUUCACCGUGCGCACCCUUUCGCUCCCUUUUGGUAGCAGUUGCGCAUGCCUCUGCAGCAGCUUCUCGCUGUCUGAUCAGUCCCGGGGCUUCCGUCGCAGCAUGGUAGAGUACAAGUGCCGCCCCUGUCAAGCCUCGACCUAUUUGGAUCUUGACAGAUAACAGGAAGUAGGAGGAAACAAUUUUAUAUUUUAAAAGCACUGAUAUCGAGCUUGAGAGGGGGAUCAGGUCUCUGACAUCGUUAAUCAAUACUUUUUGUCAUUUGCGAUGGAUUGGUGAACUGAUUCGUGGUUGCGAUCGCGGAGGGGUAGACAAUCGGAGGAUGUGUGUCAGGAAAAGUAUGCUUCGAUCGGUUGUUCGGAAAGCAUCACAAUAGAACAGAACCCUUGGUUGGGACCUGUACGAGAAAGUCGUAGGCGAUUGUUGCAGCGGGCUCGACGAGAUGAACAACGGGUUGUUGACGGAGCGUGCGCUCCUCGGGCUGUUCAACAGCUCGUCGUACAUCACCUUCGGCACUGCCGAGGAUCCCUUCUCUUACCCGCACGUCAAUGAGGAGCGGAGCAACUACAAGGGCAAGCAGCUCGCGCUCCCUACCGCGAAGAAGGGCAUGCAACCCAAUGGCACCAACCAUAUCUUCUUCCAGCAGGAGCAUCCAUGGGUCUUCGAUGGUUGCCCAUACGUGGACAAGAACAUGUAUCUGGAGAGCCAACCGGAGAGGCACAAGGGCUUCCUGAGCUCGGACUUUAGCAAGACGGACGAAUUCGGCAACACCAUUCGGACGGAGCAGUACCGAGACCAGCUCAAGAAAGACAAGUAUUUUGCCAAGAAGGGGUUGGAUUCUAUGGCAACCAAAAUUCAAGAAAUGGCAGCCAAAUAUCCAGAGAUUGGGAAGAGAAUUCCUACCAAAUUUGAUGGGCCAGAAUUUGUAUAUGAUGUGGGUAAGGCGGGCUUGUGUACCACAACUCAUUGCCAUAAGUGCCAUAAGCAAACAUACUAUUGCCCGCACCGGAUUGCAUAUUGCAACAACAACCCAUACAUGAAGAAGGAAAGUGGUGACUACUGCAGCUCAAGUGACACCAUUGGAAGCACAGCUUGGGGUGCCAACUAUGCAAAACCUGCCCAUGCCCGCAAGCCCCUCAUUAGGGACACAUUCUACCGGCGUUGCAACGUCUUCUUUCCCAAGAAACAACCCACUGGAUUUAUUGAAAGCAUAUAAACAAUUUUUUUAAAAAAAAAUUUGUGUGUUUUAAAUUUUUUUUUAGCCUUGUUUUUUUGUAAAAAUCAUUUUAUACUGAAAAAGAAUCCUGUACAUCAAGGAUUGUGUUCAUGGUUUCUGGAAUAUCAAUUGAAUGAAACAAAAAAAUUAUACCAUUUACAUGCAA
Messenger RNA from Physcomitrium patens, 1405 nucleotides. RefSeq lists its product as uncharacterized. The record is from RefSeq and is a predicted model, not a curated record. NCBI's taxonomy places the organism in Eukaryota, Viridiplantae, Streptophyta, Bryopsida, Funariales, Funariaceae.